Molecule: messenger RNA, 3418 nt
Organism: Molossus molossus (Pallas's mastiff bat)
Lineage: Eukaryota; Metazoa; Chordata; Mammalia; Chiroptera; Molossidae
Product: guanylate cyclase D-like
Exons: 18
Coding region: 41-3289 (1082 amino acids)
Biological process (GO): intracellular signal transduction; cGMP biosynthetic process; protein phosphorylation
Molecular function (GO): guanylate cyclase activity; ATP binding; protein kinase activity
Source: RefSeq, a predicted model, not a curated record
CUGCCCGAGUCCGUGGGAGUCCACUUUCCGCUGUCCAAGGAUGGACCCUUCUCUGCCAUUUCUUUCUUCGGCUCUUUGGGGUGCCCUUCUGUGGGCUGGCUCCCUCCCCAGUCUGGCCUGGGGGGCAGGGACAUUCACCCUGGGGGUUCUGGGUCCCUGGGACUGUGACCCCAUCUUUGCCCGGGCUCUCCCCAGCGAGGCUGCCCAGCUGGCUGUGGACCGAGCCAACCAGGACUCCUCACUGGUGCUGGGCUCGCAGCUGGCGUCUGUGGUCCUUCCCACAGGCUGUGAUACCCCUCACGCCCUGGCCACAUUUCUGGCCCACAAGAACUCUGUAGCUGCUUUCGUGGGUCCCGUCAACCCUGGUUACUGCCCAGCGGCAGCCCUGCUGGCCCAAGGCUGGGGCAAGACCCUCUUUUCCUGGGCAUGUGGGGUUCCAGAGGGAGGAGGUGAGCUGGUGCCCACUCUGCCUUCGGCUGCCCACGUGCUGUUGUCCAUCAUGAAACAUUUUGGCUGGGCUCGUGUGGCCAUCGUGUCCUCCCACCAGGACAUCUGGGUGGCAACAGCCCGGCAGGUGGCCAUGACUCUCAGGACACACGGGUUGCCUGUGGUGCUGGUGACUUCUCUGGGACCCGGGGAGCAGGGGGCCACAGAGGUCCUGAAGCAGCUCUGCGGCGUGGACGGCCUGAAGACUGUCGUGCUAUGUAUGCACUCGGCGCUCCUGGGCGGCUCCGAGCAGAUGGCCCUUCUGAGACAAGCGUGGGCCCAGGGCCUGGCGGAUGGGAGGCUGGUUUUCCUGCCCUACGACACCAUGCUCUUUGCCUUGCCCUACCGAAACCGCUCCUACCCAGCCCUUGGCCACAGUGGGCCCCUUCGCGAGGUAUACGAUGCAGUGCUCAGCGUCACCCUGGAGUCUGGCCCCGUGGACAUGGUCUUCAAACCUUCUGGGGCCAGUGGAGAGGUGGCUGCUCGCCUGGAGCCAGAGCAGGUGUCCCCACUCUUUGGGACCAUCUAUGACGCCGUUGUGCUGCUGGCCCAUGCCCUGAACCGCUCCGAGGGCCUUGGGGCGGGGCUCGCUGGGGCCCACUUAGGGCACCACACGGGGGCUCUGGAUGUGGCUGGAUUUAGCCAGAGGAUCCGGACGGAUGAGAAGGGCAGGAGGCUGGCCCAGUACGUCAUUUUGGACACAGAUGGUCGGGAGAGCGAGUUAGUCCCCACCCACAUUCUGGACACAGGCACUUGGCAAGUGCAGCCCCUGGACCGGGCCAUACACUUUCCAGGAGGGGUCCCUCCGGCACGUGACUCCAGGUGCUGGUUUGACCCCAACACACUAUGCGUAAGAGGUCCGCAGCCCCUGGGCAUCCUCCUCCCUCUGGCCCUGGCCUGCGCCCUGGUGCUGGCCGGCGGGGCCCUCGCGUGCCUCCUCAGACUGGGCAUCCAGCGGCUGCAGCUGGUGCGGAAACCCCACCAGGUCCUGCUGACAGCCCAGGAACUCACCUUCAUCCCUCGACCCCUGAGCAGAUCACGGCUGCAUGUGGAUAGUGCGAGUGAAUCAAGAAGCGUGGCAGGUGGUGGGAGCCUGAGGUCAAUGGCCCAGGGGUCAGCAAGGAGCCUGCCAGCCCCCCAGGAGCCUACCAACGUGGCCCUGUACCAGGGAGAGUGGGUGUGGCUGAAGAAGUGUGAAGCUGGCACGGCCCCUGAGCUGCAGCCCAGCUGCCUCCGCCUCCUGCGAAAGAUGCGAGAGCUGCAGCACGAGAACGUUGCCGCCUGCCUGGGGUUCCUCGUGGCCCCUGGGGUCCGUGCUCUGGUGCUGGAGCACUGUGCUCGGGGCAGCCUGGAGGACCUGCUGCAGAAUGAGGCUCUGCGACUGGACUGGACCUUCAAGGCCUCCUUGCUGCUGGAUUUGAUUCGUGGUGUGCGGUAUCUGCACCAUCAACAUUUCCCGCAUGGCCGCCUCAAGUCCCGGAACUGUGUGGUGGACGACCGCUUUGUGCUGAAGGUCACUGACCACGGCUAUGCGGAGCUCCUGGACGCUCAGCGGGCUGCCUGCCCAUGGCCAGCCCCGGAAGAGCUGCUGUGGACAGCCCCGGAGCUGCUGCGGGGGCUUGGGGCGCCCAGGAGGAGCACUCUCAAAGGAGAUGUCUUCAGUGUUGGCAUUAUCCUGCAGGAGGUUCUGACCCGAGGCCCACCCUACAGCUCCUCGGGGCUCUCAGCAGAAGAAAUAAUCAGAAAGGUGGCAUCGCCCCCUCCCCUGUGCCGGCCACUGGUGUCCCCUGACCAUGGGCCAUCCGAGUGCAUACAGCUGAUGGAGCAGUGCUGGAAGGAGGCUCCGGAGGACAGACCCAGCCUGGACCAGAUCUACACCCAGUUCAAAAGCAUCAACCAAGGCAAGAAGACCAGUGUUGCCGAGUCUGUGCUGCGGAUGUUGGAGAAGCAUUCCCAGAACCUGGAGGACCUGGUCCAGGAGCGGACUGAGCAGCUGGAGCUGGAGAGGCAGAGGACAGAAAGGCUGCUGUCUCAGAUGCUCCCUCUGUCUGUGGCCGAAGCUCUAAAAAUUGGGGUGACUGUGGAGCCAGAGUACUUUGACCAAGUUACCAUCUACUUCAGUGACAUUGUGGGUUUCACCACCAUCUCCGCCCUGAGUGAGCCCAUCGAGGUGGUGGGCUUGCUCAAUGACCUCUACACACUGUUCGAUGCGGUUCUGGGCAGCCACGACGUGUACAAGGUGGAGACCAUUGGGGACGCCUACAUGGUGGCAUCGGGACUGCCCCAGCGCAAUGGGAGCCGGCAUGCGGCUGAGCUUGCCAACAUGGCCCUGGACAUCCUCAGCGUGGUGGGCGACUUCCGGAUGAAGCAUGCACCCGUCGUGCCCAUCUGCAUCAGGGCUGGGCUGCACUCAGGGCCCUGUGUGGCGGGGGUCGUGGGUCUCACCAUGCCGCGGUACUGCCUCUUUGGGGACACUGUUAACACUGCAUCUCGGAUGGAGUCCACAGGGCUACCAUACAGAAUUCACGUCAGCGGAAGCACUGCCCAGACACUGCUCAGCCUGAAUGAAGGCUACAAAAUUGACAUCAGAGGCCAGACUGAGCUAAAGGGGAAAGGCGUGGAGGAGACCUAUUGGCUGGUGGGGAAGGCAGGCUUCCCCAGACCCCUCCCCGCACCUCUGGACAUCAAACCUGGGGAUCCCUGGAAGGACCUCAUAAACCAAGAAAUCAGGGCGGCUUUUGCCAAAGUCCGACAUUGUUCAGCUGCACCUCCGAGCUCAGGGAAGGCCCAGGUCGGGCCCUGAGGAGAGGGACACAGUGGGACAGGAGCCUGCACCAGCCCACAGACUCUUAUGCCUAGACACCCAACCCCUCUCCUGCUUCGCUCCCUCCCGAGAACUCUCCUGCUCAGCCCCCAAGCAGCCAACUAGGUG